Eremomyces bilateralis CBS 781.70 is the source of this 1064-nucleotide messenger RNA. Its product is annotated as S-adenosyl-L-methionine-dependent methyltransferase. Gene Ontology annotation, biological process: rRNA (guanine-N7)-methylation. Gene Ontology annotation, cellular component: nucleolus. Lineage: Eukaryota; Fungi; Ascomycota; Dothideomycetes; Eremomycetales; Eremomycetaceae. Gene Ontology annotation, molecular function: rRNA (guanine) methyltransferase activity. The record is from RefSeq and is a predicted model, not a curated record. Bases 162 to 1064 code for a protein of 300 amino acids. The transcript has 2 exons.
GUUCGGGUCGACCCGAGAUAAUCUGCGCCCCACAAUUGACUUUUAUCAUUUCAUCAAUCACUGCAGAGUGCAGAUUUAUAUUCGACUUGGACAGUUCAGCACACCCUCCAAAACUCCAAAGAACCCGCCAUAUUAACCUCUACCACAAAAAUCCUGUCAUCAUGUCUCGACCCGAAGAUAUCCUCCCCCCCGACAUCUACUACUCCUCCACCACCGCGCGCAAAUACACUACCUCCUCGCGCAUCCAGCAUAUCCAAGCGCAGAUGGCCCAACGCGCCCUCUCCCUCCUCAACCUCACCACCCCCUCCUACAUCCUCGACGUCGGCUGCGGCUCCGGCCUCUCCGGCGCCAUCCUCUCCUCCACGCCCCCGGAGGCCGGCGGGCCUCACGUUUGGGUCGGUAUGGAUAUCAGCGCUGAUAUGCUUAGCGUGGCGCUCGAGCGGGGGGGCGAGGAUCCCGAUACCGGCAACUCCGAUGACGGCAGCGAGGAAGGCGAGGGCGAGGAGGAGUGUCAGGGAGAUCUGUUCCUCGCGGACGCAGGGCAGGGGGUCCCGUUCCGCGCAGGCACAUUCGACGCGGCCAUCUCCAUCAGCGCGGUGCAGUGGCUCUGCAACGCAGAAUCGUCAAUCGAGACAGCGGAAGGGCGACUCAAGCGAUUUUUCGAAGGGCUGUACGCGGCGCUGCGGCGGGGAGGCAGAGCGGUGUGUCAGUUCUACCCCCGGGACGAGGGGCAGAAGCGGAUGGUGGCGCAGGCGGCGAUCCGGGCGGGGUUCGGGGCGGGGUUGUUGGAGGAUGGGGCGGGGACGAAGGCGGUGAAGGUGUAUUUGGUGUGUACGGUUGGCGGGGGGGAUGUGGCCGGGGGAGAUAUCACGGGGGUGGUGGAGGGGAUGGAGGGGGUGGAAGUGGACGAUACGAGACGGAGGGUGCGGAGAGGAGGGGAGAAGGGGAUGCAGAAGGGGAGUAAGCAGUGGAUUUUGCGGAAGAAGGAUCGGAUGGAGCGGAAGGGGAUGGUGGUGAAGGCUACCAGUAAAUACACCGGAAGGAAGAGAAAGAUUGCUUUCUGA